Messenger RNA from Scomber scombrus (Atlantic mackerel), 1175 nucleotides. Its product is annotated as growth/differentiation factor 15. Gene Ontology annotation, molecular function: cytokine activity; growth factor activity. Gene Ontology annotation, cellular component: extracellular region. The transcript has 2 exons. Gene Ontology annotation, biological process: SMAD protein signal transduction. Bases 45 to 1175 code for a protein of 376 amino acids. NCBI's taxonomy places the organism in Eukaryota, Metazoa, Chordata, Actinopteri, Scombriformes, Scombridae. The record is from RefSeq and is a predicted model, not a curated record.
UGCAACACUCACACACCAAACCUUCAGCACCUGGCAGGCUCACCAUGCUCAGAUCACACACGUUCUGCAUGAUGCUCCUCAUCUCUCUCUUCAGCUCAGGGGAGAGCCGGCCUCACACGGCCCAAGAAGGCGCACCUGAUGCGGGAGGAACGGACAGUCAGAGGGUCCUGCUGUUGGAGGCGGUGAAGACGGGGAUCCUGGGCUCACUGGGUAUGGACAGGGAGCCUCGUCCAGCCAAAAAGGCCUCGGAGCAAGAGUUGAGGAAGAUGUAUCGGCUCUACAGGGAAAAACUUAGAGAGAUUAGAGGAAAUUCAAGCCAGCCGAUGAGGGAAACCUGGCAAUCCACCAUGUCCACUGUGCUCUUUCCAGCCACAGUGGUACCAGUGAAAGUGCCUCGGAGGGCGGAACACCCACAGUCAGAUCAACAUAUGCAGUGGCACAGAGCUGUUUUCAAUAAGAACCCCAACAUCCAGACUGAACUGACACUAGCGCGGGCUGAACUGAAGAUUUCCAGGCAGAUCUUAAACAAGCCCACAUCAGUUCAGCCUGAAGUAAGUCAAGAGAUUCAAGUUAAAGUCAGUGGGAUGAGGCUGGUGAACUCUGUUGCUUGGACACACAUAGACUCUCUUGUCCACGCCAAUGUCUCAAGCACUCAAGAUGUGAUGUUGGACAUCAGUCCUGAGGUGGAAAAGUGGAUGAGGGCUAAUGAUGAGUCACUGGCUGUGGAUGUGGGAAUGGUUGUGGGUGAAAGAGAUGCCCUGAAGGCAAAGCCAACCAUUUAUCUGAAGUUAGGCCUCACACAGCCCAAACCAGCACGGAGCAGGAGGCAGCCUCGCUCCAACAAGAAGGAGGAUGACUGUGAUGAACGAGGAUGGUGCUGCCGCAAGUCUAUCACUGUGUCCUUCAAAGACAUCGGCUGGACAGAUUGGGUGGUGGCCCCAGUUGAAUACACAAUGCAUUAUUGCGAAGGCACCUGCCCCCACAACUACAAGCCAGCCAGCAUGCACACCCAGGUCAAGUCUCGGCUGCACCAGCUUACCAGAGGUGAGACACCUCGCCCCUGCUGUGUGCCGGCAGCCUACGAGCCCAUGGUUCUCAUGCACUAUGACAGCAGAGAAAAUUUGAGGUUGACACCUUUUAACGACUUGAUCGUCAGUAAAUGUCACUGUGCUUGA